AGGUGUUUUUCUAGUUUGUAUGGAUUGUCGGUCUAGUUUGUCAUUUUUGUCCACCAUGUUCGUAAUGUUUGUAUGUCUAAAAAACAACCGGGUUGACUUUGAGACGGAGCCCUCUAUAUAGGGAUGAAGCCUCCAAAGUCAACCCUGGUGUUUUUCUAGUUUGUAUGAAUUUUUGGUCUAGUUUGUCAUUUUUGUCCACCAUGUUUGUAAUGUUUGUAUGUCUAAAAAAUACCCUGGUUGACUUUGAGAAGGAGCCCCUCCAUAUAGGGAUGUAGCCUCCAAAGUCAACCUGGUUGUUUUUUUUCUUUUUGUAUGGUUUGUAUUGUUUGUCGGUCUAGUUUGCAUUUUUUGUACAGUUCAUAUGUUUGUAAUGUUUGUAAAUCUGUUUGUAUGUUUUGUCGCUCUAGUUUGUACUGUUCGUAUGCUUGUAUGGUUUGUACUGAUUGUAAGUCCGGUUUGUAUACUUCGUAAUUUUCCAUUAUUCCCAAACUACCACUGUCAUUAAUUAAAUAGCCCUUCCCACUUUUUAACCAUCAGAUUGAUGUGUACAAAUCUAAGGGCUGGGAGGGGCUUAGUCAAGUGACUAAGCACCAUAGUUAGUAAAAUACGGUACGGGAAAGUUACGUAUAAAAUAUGUACGGGUAUUGUACUUCGUCUCUCAGCUAAUAUUACGUUUAAUAGUACGUUAGUAGUCAUAAAUAUAUAAAAUUAAUUAUUUUUAUAAAUAAAUAAAUAUGUAAAAAAUAGUAAAGUUAAUAAUUUAUUUCAUUAAAUACGGAUAUUAAAUGUGUUGUACGGGUUUUGUACGUGUUUAGUACGAGAGCAGUCAAAUGAACGGAAACUAAUGAAACGACUUGACAAUAAUACGGAUACAGAAGUUUUAAACGGAUAAAGUAUGUACGGGUACAUAUACGUGUAUUAAACGGAGUAUUUACUAACUAUGCUAAGCACUCCCUUAGUCACCGGAUCCUCUCUUAAUCCAUAAUCCAAUUACACCCACCUACCAACCUAAUCCAAUCCAAAAAUAAUGUAGUUGAAUUUGUACCAACUUAUUAAUAAGAGGAGUGAAAUAAAUCUUUUUCACAUAUUUAUACAGAUUGCUUUAUCAGAUGGGGGAAAAGAAAUUUCCAUCAACUCUAGACAAAACCUCCGCCGUGGAGGACGAGAGGGAGGAUUGGGCUAAAUUUACGUUGGGCUUCGGCGGGAAAUCAGGACUAUUGGAUCAGUUCGUGGGCCAACACUCGUCUAAGCCCAUUUCACGUGGCGGGAAAGCCGACCGUUGUCCAUUUGGCGGUAAAAUCAGAAACCUGCGCUCACUGCUCCGUUUCCAAUUGGGAGAAGGAAAUCCCUGUUCCUUUCCGAUCAAGGAAAGGAUUCCAUAUUAGUUUCGGUAAAUCAUUUCCUCUAUAUAAUGGAACACCCACUUAACUGAAAUCACGAUUUCUUUCCGGCAAUUUCCUUUUCUUACUCCCGUUGGCCGCUACGCUCUGUUCUCGCGCAGCCGCUCUCUGUUUCAGUCUCUCUGUUUCCAGCCACCGUCACGAUGGCUCUUCCGCCGUGCUGGAAUCCAGGGAAACACAAGGAGCUUCUCUACAAGCCGCAACCGGAGUUAUUUGAGAUCAUAGAGUGCGCCAUGACCCUCGCUGCUAUCCGCUGGCCGAAGCAGCUCCGGGCUGAAAAAGCCCGGAUUCUCGGCGCCUUCGACAUGUCUCGGCGCUCCGCCGUAGCCAGGGAAUCGACGGCGACGAAGACGACAAAACCCAUCAACGCCGGCGACCACCGCGUGCAAGAAAAGGAGGAAGCAGUGGAGAAGCCAACAAGAACCAUCGAUGUGAAAAUCGACUUGCCAGUUCGUGAUCGCAGAUUGACGUCAUCCGACCUCGCCAAACCCGAGCUCCAAAACCCAUCAACGCCGGAGACGAAGACGACAAAACCCAUCAACGCCGGCGACCACCGCGUGCAAGAAAAGGAGGAAGCAGUGGAGAAGCCAAGAAGAAGCAUCCAUGUGAAAGUCGAUUUGCGAGAUCGUGAUCACAAAUUGACGUCGGACUCUGCUAAACCCGCGCUCCAACUCUGCCAAACCGGCGCUAUUUCGACGACAGCGAAAAGAGUGUCCUCUGAACCGAAGCUAGGCGACGAAGCAAAGGGAGAGUACGAAAGGAGAUUGGAGACCACCAAGAGGAAGCUGCAGAGUGGCUACAGUGCCUGCGAGGAGUCGAGGAAAAGGUCCAAAGUGAUUGACUUUUGGACAGAGGUUCCGAAGAACACGCAGCAACAGAUUCUCUACGACAAAGACGUGUCGUCGGCUGGCAGAUUCAACAACAAGAAGAAGAUUCAGCGCUGUCGUCCACCUCUUCAUUGCUAGGCCUCCCAUGGCUACCUGCUUGCAGAUUUCCGGCGUGUAAUUAAUCAAUUUCACAUUGUCUC
This is a messenger RNA of Linum trigynum, 2427 nucleotides long. The record is from the annotation of a GenBank genome assembly. Lineage: Eukaryota; Viridiplantae; Streptophyta; Magnoliopsida; Malpighiales; Linaceae.